AUGGGAAACGAAUGCAGCUGCGGAGAAGUGAACAGCGCAAAAGCGCGAAUCUCUAACGGAGAAGAAAAGAAAAAGCUGCAAGAUUUACAUCUGUGCUGGGAUGAAGAUGUGGGGAAAAAUCUUCUAAGUGAAGAUGAAGAGAUGGAGGAUGACAAUUAUUUCUACCGUUUGGAGAAAAAAAAAAGUAUGAACAAGUCAGGCGAAAAAGGAAAAUACAAAGAAGAGGAAGAUAUCGAUAAAUGGAACAUUUUCGGAGACCAACUGGAAGGAGACUACAUCAUUAACGUGAAAAAAAUACUCAUGUAUGUUAGGGAAUACGAGGAAGAUUUUUUUCUUUUCUUUAAAAAGAGAAACGCCACAAGUUUGAUCUUACUAAAGUACAUAAUCCUAAAUUAUCAAAAAUACAUUCUGCGCAUUGGUGAUACAGGUGUAGUAUACAUCGGGGAAGUCAGUCCAACUAAUGAGAAGCACGGGUUAGGAGUGAUCAUUACACCUGACCAGUGCAUGUACAUAGGGGAGUUUGAUAACGAUCAAAUUACAGGGUUCGGUUUGUAUGUCCACUUUUCCAAAAGUAUUUAUGUAGGACACUGGAAGGGAGGAAAGACAAAUCACUACGGUAUCUUUACUCAUACAGAUGGUACAUUCUACAAAGGGUUCUGGUCAAAUGAUAAGCAAAAUGGAAAGGGUAUUGAGCAUGUUCAUGAGAACUUUUUCUUUUUGGGGAAUUACAGAAGAGGAGAAAAAAAUGGCUUUGGAGCUUUUAUUUUGAAAAAUGAAUCCAUGUACAUUGGACAUAUAGAAAAUAAUUGCUUCUCCAAAAAAGGGAUAUACUUUUUUAAUAGGAAGAAAAUGUACAUAACGAAUUGGGAGAAGAACUGCAUAGAGGGUGCUUGCGAAAUUUUGUGGUUAGACAGGAGGCAGUUCUAUGGCUACCACUCUAAGAGCAACAGUAAGGAGGGCAUUGGAAUUUACAAAUGGAAUGAUGGGAGGAUCUAUUUUGGAAACUGGUCUAACAAUAAGCAACACGGUUAUGGGUUCUUCAUUGUGAUCAAGCAUAUUAGGGAAUAUGAACAGAGAGAGAAGGCUCCUUUUUUCUUCUUUUUCCAGCAGACAAGAAAGGUGAAGGAGUAUUUCUUUUUAAAUCUUUUAAAGGAGUCCUUUUUUGAGAAGGGCCGGGUGCGUGGCGAGCUGGAGAGGGCCAUCUGGGGAGAAGCGGUAGAGCAUUACACGGCACGUGGAAGGACAUACCUUGCCGCUUCACAAGAGGCGCCACCUCGGGACGGAUCCCCAAACGGGAUGACACCCCAGUGUAACCACUUGGACGCGUACCUCUUCCUAAGGACGCUGCUGUGCAUGAGGUAUUACCAGACCUGCUGCUCCUACUUCGACCUCCUGCAGAAGAAAAAAUGCAACAGCUUCAAAUUUAACUGCACCUUCUAUGAAAGGGUGAAGGAGCACAUUUGUUCCGUGACGAAUAGCUACUUGAAUCGGCACGCGGCGCAGGAACGAUGGGGGGGCAGCGACUCGCCUGCGUGGAGCGCCCUCCAGGGGGAGGCAAACCAUACGAGGGGAGAAGCAAACCAUACGGGGGGAGAGACAAACCAUACGGGGGAAGAGGCAAACCAUACGAGCGAAGGGGCGGGCAAUACGAGUGAAGACACCGACGACACGAGUGAAUCGGGAGAGACACAUCGAGGCAAUGUUGAAGAGACUGACGACACGGACGAAUCGGAAGAGACAAAUCGAGGCAAUGGUGAAGAGAUCCAUCUAGGGGACCACCCCUUCGGAGAGAACCCCCCCCAGCAGAGGAAUCACACAGAGGAUAAGCACCCCCCCUUCGAAGACAUCGAGCGUCUGAAAAAUUACCUAAGCUGCCUAAACCUGAGCCACGUCAGCGAAGGAGACAUCACCCCCCACAGCCCCCUGUUCGCUCUCGCAUCUAGUAAUAUUGUCCUAAAAUUGGGGAGGUGGGAAAAUGGGAAGUUGCAAGAAUGGAUUCACUCCAGCCACAAAUUGCAUGGGGAACAAAAAGGAACCCACAGCGAUAGCGAUUCAGGCGACACGAGUGAGGGAAGUUCCUUAGAGGCGACAUCUUCCACGUCCCAUUUGAGAGAUGGUCACCAAGGCACCAGCUCUGUCGUAAAGGGAGAGAUAAAUGUGCAAAGUAGUUUUACCAAUACGAACAGCAUAAGGAAGGGAGUAGAUCCACGGGGAGUCCCUACUGCAAGCAUCCUCCACAAGGGGGAAGAUGACGAAGGAGACGAAGGAGACGAGGACAGUUCUCACGAAAUUAAUGUGCGGCAUGCGUUGCAGGGGGAGAAGGGGUCCCGUCUGUGGCAGGAAAGUAGCUCUAUGGGGGGGAAGAAACCCGGACAGCGGGACAGAAGCACCAGCAAAGAGGAUUCACGUGGGGUCAGCAAAGAGGAUUCACGUGGGGUGAGCAAAGAGGAUUCACGUGGAGUCAGCAAAGAGGAUUCACGUGGAGUCAGCAAAGAGGAUGCACGUUGGGUCGGCAAAAAUGAUGCAGGUGGAGUCAGCAAAAAUAAUGCUCGUCGGGUCAGCAAAGAGGAUGCACGUUGGUUCAGCAAAAACGAUGCACGUAGGGCCAAUAAAUUUCGCCCUCAUUUUCCGAGCCUUCCAGAGAAAGAAGAAGAAGAAGGAGAAGGCAUCCCUUCCAGUGUUACCUCUCACAACUACGACUUGCCAAAGAAGGGGUUCUCCCUAAUAUGGAGUUUGAAGAGAAUGAAGAAUUCCCAAUUAUCCGCCAAUGAGCACAUAACGUUUGAGGCCCCGCAGGCGUAUGACGAUGAGGAAGACGGCCAGUCAGCGGCACGCCAUAAAAAGAAGAAGUCCUUUUUUGGCAAGUUCCUGCGGAGGGGCAAGCAAAACGGGAGGAGUAACUGUACGAAGUGA
Molecule: messenger RNA, 2913 nt
Organism: Plasmodium cynomolgi strain B
Lineage: Eukaryota; Apicomplexa; Aconoidasida; Haemosporida; Plasmodiidae
Exons: 2
Coding region: 1-2913 (970 amino acids)
Source: RefSeq, a predicted model, not a curated record